UGUUUACUCCGUAUUGGAUGUAUAAAUAUUGAAUCUUUGGUCGACCCCUUUGCUAUUCCUUUACCAUCCCGCCCAUAUCAGCGAAACUCUUGGAAUGGACACCCCACCAUUCGGAUCAUCUUCGACAAGCUCCAACAGCGGUGUUUUCAUCUUUGACCCUGCAACGCCGUCGCGGUCAUCAGAACGUCGCCCAAAGUCCACCCUAUCAGGCCUGUUUCACCAGAACUCUUCGGAUCGGGAAUCCACACGGCCUUCCUCGAGGCGCUCUAAUGAAUCAUCAAACGUUAGCCUUAGUCCUGCUCGCCAAAACGAUGCGAGUCAGACCACUACACUGGCACAGAGCAUGUUUAGGUUAGACCCUAGGUCGCAAACCUCAGGAACAAGUUCUCAAAAUGCCACAUCGUGGGAGCCAUCCCGGUUCGAACAUACUGACUUCACAUUUGCCUUGUCCCCUCGUAAUGUUCCCCUUCCACCGAGUGUGUCUAGCAGGACACCGUCUGAACUAUCCAGAUCAACAGCGGCCCCUCGUAAUGUCGCUCUUCCGGCGAGUGUGUCUAGCAGGACACCAUCGGAACUAUCCAGAUCAGCAGCAGCCCCCUUUAGAGCGUUAAAUGAAAUUCAUCCCAACUCAAUGAGACAAUCAUCUUCAUCGGCUUCAGCACGAACCAGCAGCCCGACGUCCGUCUCUGGCGGCAUCACAAUUUCCGAAUUAUUCAAUCCUGCACCUCGCAAUGCGGCAUCUGGUUCCGCGCCCUCUAUCCGAAGUUCUAUUAGCCACAUAUCCGUAGUCGAUGGCAUUGCGCAAAUGAAUAUCAAUGGAGGAUAUAAUUCAUCCUCGAACCGGACGACACACCCUACUUUGCCUCGCGGAAGCCCACACGGGGACGAUUUUCACCGGCCACAAACCGACUAUCGAUACCCUAUCGAACAGGAGACUCUUCAAGAGAAUCAGUCGUACUUCAACGCGGAAUUUCAAACCAAGUUGAGAAAUGGAACUGAGGUUGCUCAAAUUAUUGCAGAGCUUCUUCGCGAUCACUUAGCACUGUUUGUUAAUGCGAGAAAUUCUUCCGUUGCAGUUAGACUCAGGGAACGGUUCCCUGACGUGGAGUUUGAGGUCUUUUGCGUUGACAUGGGUCAUUAUCAAAGGCCUUUCAAUGAAAAGCAAGUUAAACUGAGCGGUAUACCGACAUUGAGACGAUUCUGCCAUUCUAUUCCGGCAGCAUCGUUAUACGCGACCGGUUGCAAUUUUCUGAACAUUUCACUGCCAUCUCUUGUUAACUCUCUAGAAGUGUGGUAUGAUUCUGGUACCCAUGCGAGAAGCCAACUUGAACCUUUGUUGAAUCGAGUUUCAAUAAGGGAUUUAUUUGAGAAACUCGACUCACUAAAGCAGAACUGGACGGAUGAGCAGCAUCAUUUGGGUCAAGCCUCCCUAAGGACCUCUUACAGACGAAAUAGAGAAGCAAUACAGGCUGCAGCCAACGCUGCUUGCGAGGAAUGGGACAGUUGGCAUCACGGUUCCUACAUUUCGUGGUGUAAGCAUUAUGGCACCAAUUCUACUAGAACACAAAAGGAUAGGUGCUGGAAUACAGAACUCAUUUCCGGUAUGACAAGUAAUACCGCGGUUGCAUGGGAAACUUUGGAUGAAAGGGCAAAUAAUAGUUUUGACAAGUGGUUUGACGUGCUAAGCUCUGCCCUUGACGGCCUUAAGGAAAAUGCUCGAGGUUUGCUACCGCGGUCCCUAUUAUCCAGCUUUAUAUAUUGGAAAUAUGACAUCGAGCGGAUCAUACAAGAGGCUCAACUCGCGUAUAUGAACUCGCUAAGGUCCCUGAAACGGGAUGCUACUGGUGGCCAUGCCAUAUCGCUUAUUACUAAAAACAUGACUCCUGCUUACCGGAUUUGUGCACGAGAUAGAGGAUCUGGUGUACACGUUCGCUCGCAAUGCCGUAUCCAUAAUCAGGUUAAGAAUACAGGCAUAUUCGACUCUAUCGAUCAGGAAGUUCAAAGAUCACUGGAAGCGUUUGCCCAAAGGACGGCAUCAUCCUUAUAUGAACAAGUCAAGGGCGUUUUUGAAGCAAUUGAUAGUGCAAUUGCUGCUGUGGAUACGGCAGAUGAAACAUUAAUAGAGACUCAUCCUGCGUUUUUUUGAAAGCAUGGGGCGGGUAUUGCCUUGGGCCAAGGAUUUUGUGACUCAACUUAAAGAACACAGAGAAGAAAGUGUGCUUUCCACCGACCAGGCAUAAUGUUCCACAUCCAAGUAAAUUGGAAAACUGGCCAAGGGGACGGUAACACAUGUUUAGAGAAUACAAAGUUAAUCAUUUGACAGGA
Coccidioides immitis RS is the source of this 2325-nucleotide messenger RNA. RefSeq lists its product as uncharacterized. The transcript is spliced from 9 exons. NCBI's taxonomy places the organism in Eukaryota, Fungi, Ascomycota, Eurotiomycetes, Onygenales, Onygenaceae. The coding region runs from base 95 to 2146 and encodes 683 amino acids. The record is from RefSeq and is a predicted model, not a curated record.